This is a messenger RNA of Physeter macrocephalus (sperm whale), 1506 nucleotides long. Its product is annotated as myomegalin. The record is from RefSeq and is a predicted model, not a curated record. The transcript is spliced from 8 exons. NCBI's taxonomy places the organism in Eukaryota, Metazoa, Chordata, Mammalia, Artiodactyla, Physeteridae. Bases 353 to 1393 code for a protein of 346 amino acids. Gene Ontology annotation, biological process: positive regulation of microtubule nucleation; regulation of Golgi organization; centrosome cycle. Gene Ontology annotation, molecular function: molecular adaptor activity. Gene Ontology annotation, cellular component: centrosome; Golgi apparatus.
UGAUUCAAUUUGCCCGCGGCCCGCGAGACGCAGGGGCGCGGUGCGCGCGGGCGCAGGCGGCGACUUUGUGGUUCUCGGGCACCCGCUGCCCUCCCGGCUCCUCUCGUUCUCCCUCGCGGGCAGUAACGUCCGGGCAGGAAGAGACCUGUAGGAGAAGGGCAGCCUCUCCUUCAAGUCCUGUCCAGUCAGGAUCCAAAAACGGUCUUGAAGAGACAGAGGGAGAGGUGAAAACAGAAGAAAUCCCAUGCGAAUUCCUCAUCUAAACGCACCCUGAAGAUGAAGUCGGCGUCCGCAGCGACCCGGUCCUCCCGGCGCUGGUGAAGGAGGCAGUAAGAGGGUUCUUUGUGAGAAAAUGCUCCAACUGAAGACUGUGGUGCAUCAGCCCUUAGAGAAGAAGGGACCUGCUGAGAGGGGAGUGAAUGAGCAGAAGUCUCAGCCUGAGAAAGCACGAUUCUCCUCUGUGUCCCACAGUGGGAAAUAUUCCUUGAUCCAGGAUCAGGCUCGAGAGUUGACCCACCUGCGGGAAAAGAUGAGGAUUGGGAGGGCUGUCUCUUCCCUUCUCAUCCAACAUGUCAAGAACACAGUGAAGACCUUUGAAGAGCUCCUCAGCAGUAAUAAGAUUGACUACUACAUGGAGCAGCAUUUCCGUGAGCAGCUGGCCAAGGGCAGCCAGCUGGCAGAGAGCCUUGCCAGCAAAUUCAACACAGAUGACUGUAUAAGUAAGAAGAAUCAAAGAGAACAGGUGCUGCGGAACCUCAGUAUCUUAAGGGAGUUGCAGAAGAAGGGUAAAAUGACAGAAGUCCUAGAGACCAAGCAGGAUGCCCGGCCCCAGACCCGCUCCAGCAGCCAUGCCCAGUCCGCUGCCCGUCGCUCCCCUAGCAGCACCUCUCCGCUGUUUGAUGAGCAGGAAGUGCGCCCUGCAGUGGAUGUGGCCAAUGUCAGCCCAGCCACUCCUGCUGAUUCAGGUUCAUUGCCCAGCAACCGUUCAGAAGCCAUGUCUGCUCAGCCCUUCUAUCCAUUGAGUGACACCACGCAACUGAGUGGGACACCAGACCUUGGGCUUCAUGGCAGCAGUGGCCCAUGGGACGAGAUGAGGCCUCAGAAGAUGAAUGCAUCUGGGAACUUAUCCUCCUUCUCCUCUUUAUACCAGCCCAACUCCAAGCCCUCUGGGGCGGACCUGCUGGAAAAGAAUCUUGUUGAGAUCCACAACCUGCGCCAGCGCCUGGAGGAAUCCAUAUCCAUCAAUGACCGCCUGCGGGAGAGGCUGGAAUAUGUGCUCAGCAAUGCUCACCAAGGAAAAAGCACUGCACAGCCAGCUCCAGAUGUCUCCCUUGCAACCCCUCAUUCAUACACUGACAGUCAUUAUUCUGGUUCUGGUAAGGACAUCUUGUGACAUGACAACAGGAGGGUCUAGAGAUAUGUUCUCCAGAUUUUCCAGCCCUAUCCAACAGCAUUUGUGGAUGUAAACUUGGAGGCAUCAGACAUUACCUUUAAAUGAAUGGAUCA